UUUUCUUCAGUCUGCCAUUGAGUUCGUUUGCCUCGAAUAACCCGCGUAGGACACUCAAAAAUUCUCCGCGAUUGUGAAUUUUGUUUUUUAUAAUAAUUCUCCGUGAUUGUGACUUUUUUCUUGUCUAUUUGUAGUAAUUUACAAAUUUUUGUAUUUAUUUUACAAAAUAGUGAAAUUAUAUAAAUUUUUUCUUUGAAAAAUUGUGCAUCUAUUUGAAUUUAUCAUUUUUCGUUUAAAUUACAUUUUUUGAAAUGUCACGUGCUAUUUUUUGUGAGUGUAAAUUUGUGUGAGUUGAAUUAUUUUUUUUUUUUGGGAAAAUACAUUUAGAAAACAAAAGGUAACCAAGAAUUGAAUUAUUAUGCAUUUUUCUAUUCCGUGAAAGUGACAAGAAGCAAAAAAUUGACGAUCAUCUAAGAAGAAAAAAUUACCUUACGUUUUGUGUGACGAAAUGACAGCAAUUUUACCGGAAUUGGUGGUACGCCGACCAGUUUACCAGCAAGAUGAAUUGCAUCGAAUUGGACAGUAUUCACAAUCUCAAACACCACUUUCAGAGAAAUUAUCAAAUAAGUGUAAAGACUUUGAGGUAAAAGCAUGUAUAAAAAAAACAGUGCCCAUUGUAGACUGGCUUUACAAUUACGAAUGGAAACAAAAUAUACUGGGCGAUACAAUUGCGGGACUCACAGUGGCUGUUAUGCACAUUCCACAAGGAAUGGCAUACGCAAUCUUGGGCAAUGUACCCCCAAUUGUCGGAAUUUACAUGGCAUUCUUUCCAGUAUUAGUAUACUCAAUUUUCGGAACUUCUAGACAUAAUUCAAUGGGCACAUUUGCAGUGAUAUGCAUGAUGACUGGAAAAGUAGUAUUAAAUCACGCGACAUUUCCUCCAGACACAAAUAAUAGUACAAUAGUUAAUAAUAAUACUUCGAAUCUUAAUCCAGAGAAUAUACAAUAUACUCCAACGGAAGUUGCUGCAGCAGUUACAUUCAUGGUGGCUCUUAUGCAGUUGGGAAUGUAUAUUCUACGACUGGGUGUCAUUUCCUCUCUAUUGUCCGAAACUUUGGUCAGUGGUUUUACAACUGCAGCCGCCGUUCAUGUACUCACAUCCCAAAUAAAGGAUAUUUUUGGUCUACAGCUACCGAAACGGAAAGGACUCUUCAAAGUUAUUCUCACAUAUGUGGAUAUUUUUACUCAGAUAGAAAAUAUUAAUUAUGCAGCUACAAUUCUUUCUGCAAUUACAAUGAUUGCACUUGUGAUAAAUAAUGAAGUAUUAAAGCCAAAAUGCGCAAAGCGCUGCCCAAUUCCAGUUCCAAUCGAAAUGAUUGUUGUUAUUUUUGGAACAUUAUUAUCAGUCUAUAUGAAAUUACCAGAAAAUUAUGGAAUUAUAACCGUUGGCUCCAUACCUGUCGGUUUACCAGAACCGAAAUUACCGUCGUUUAGUUUAUUGGAAGCAGUUGCCUUGGACAGUUUUGUGAUAACAAUGGUGACAUAUACCAUUUCAAUGUCAAUGGCAUUAAUAUUUGCUCAAAAGCUCAACUACGAUGUCGAUGCUAAUCAGGAAUUAUUAGCGCAGGGGCUUGGAAAUCUUGCAGGAUCAUUUUUUUCCUGUAUGCCUUCUUGUGCCUCUUUAUCGAGAUCAUUAAUUCAACAGAACGUGGGAGGACAAACUCAGCUCGCAAGUUUUAUUUCUUGUAGUAUUUUAUUGAGUGUUUUACUCUGGAUUGGACCAUUUUUCGAACUCCUACCAAGAUGCAUUCUUGCCGGUAUUAUAAUAGUGGCUUUGAAAGGGAUGCUGAUGCAAGUGAAGGAAUUUGUAAAAUUUUGGAAAAUGUCAAAAGUUGACGCUGGAAUUUGGAUGAUGACAUUUUUGAGUGUUGUAAUUUUGGACGUUGCCUAUGGACUUUUAACUGGUGCAAUAUUGUGCAUUGGAAAUUUAUUGACACUGACAAUGAAGCCUUAUACUUGUAAAUUAGCCCUUAUUCCUGGUACUGAAUUCUACUUGGACGUGAAGAGAUUCAAAGGAACAGUUGAAGUGCCUGGAGUGAAAAUUUUACACUAUUGUGGAGGUUUAAAUUUUGCCUCGAGACAACAUUUUCGCAAAAUAGUCUACAAAAUUGCCGGAAUUGUUCCACAGAAGGAAUUAACGUUAAGACUAAAAAUUUCAGAGAGAAGUUGUACAGAAUCAACAAAUAAGGACGGAUAUUCGAAUGUUGGUUUUGAAGGGGACACGUGCAACUCCCAAGAAGCUUCUUCUGUUUCUGGAAUGCCGUACACCAACAAAUUAAAAGUCUUAAUCCUAGACUUUUCGGCCUUGGUCCAUAUUGAUCCAGCGGGUGUGGCAAUGCUUCGGUCUUUGGUUGAAGAAUAUAAAAAAAUCGAAGUUUCUCUAUACAUUUCCGGAUGUUCAGGUCCGGUUUUCGAUACGAUAAGAAAAUGUGAUCUUGUGGAGAAAAAAGAAUGUUAUUUUACAUUGUUUCCAACUGUAAAUGACGCCGUUAAUUACGCACAGCAUAAAGGGGAUAUAUUACCAGCAAAUAUCUGGAGAUCUUAUCAAGAAACUCUAGAUGAAAAUUCUAUUAGCAGAUUGUAAAUAAAUUUCAUCGUUUUAUAAUCAUUUUAA
Molecule: messenger RNA, 2614 nt
Organism: Leptopilina heterotoma
Lineage: Eukaryota; Metazoa; Arthropoda; Insecta; Hymenoptera; Figitidae
Product: solute carrier family 26 member 10-like
Exons: 16
Coding region: 449-2584 (711 amino acids)
Biological process (GO): transmembrane transport
Cellular component (GO): membrane
Molecular function (GO): sulfate transmembrane transporter activity; chloride transmembrane transporter activity; bicarbonate transmembrane transporter activity
Source: RefSeq, a predicted model, not a curated record